This is a messenger RNA of Nicotiana attenuata, 2137 nucleotides long. RefSeq names its product transcription factor DIVARICATA-like. The record is from RefSeq and is a predicted model, not a curated record. The coding region runs from base 703 to 1638 and encodes 311 amino acids. The transcript has 2 exons. Gene Ontology annotation, molecular function: DNA binding. NCBI's taxonomy places the organism in Eukaryota, Viridiplantae, Streptophyta, Magnoliopsida, Solanales, Solanaceae.
GCUUAUUAUACUAGAUUGUUUACUUGUUGCUCUUGUUCUUACCAUCUUUUUAUCUUGCUCUCUCUCUCUUUCUCUUUUCUUUGUUGUUGAGUCAUAAAGGGAAAAGGAAGAAAGCAGACACAAAUUUUCUCUGCUUCUCUCCCUUUUUCUCCCCUCACACAAAGCCCCUUAUAAUUCUCAAAUUCAGAGUCUUUGUACUAUUUACUCAUUUGGGUGUCAACAAUUUUCAGCUUUUUACAGUGUCACCUUGUUUCUUCAGCUAGUGAGCUUUAAUUAUAGAAAGUUCUCUCCUUUUUCUUUUUCAAAAUUGUUCUGUGGGUUCAGAUCUUAAUGAGAAUAUUUUGUAAGAUUUUAACUUGGUGUGAGAUAAUCUUUGUCUGUUAUAGUUAAUCCCUUUUUUUUAAGAUUAUCAUAGAGCUUAGGAUUUUUUUUUCUUUUGACAUUGAAAAAGUUAGAGUCUUUUCAAGAUUCCUCAGGUUGGGGAGGUGGCUAUGGUUAAAAAAAGGUAUUCUGAUUCCUUAUAGAUGCUGACUUGUUGAUUUAACACUGAUAUUGCCAUUGUAAAAUCUCAGCCUCUCUACAUUUCCUCUCUGAGUCCUUUGCUUCCUCAAAUUCAAAACCUUUUUUUAAAAAAAAUGCAUUCUUGAACCAUCUUUUGUAACUUUGCCCUCUGUAAUUUGACUUUUUUUUGAGGUGGGGGUUAUGGAGAUUUUAUCACCAGCUCCUUAUCUUUCAAAUUCAAGCUGGUUUCUUGAUGAGGAAAAGAGCACAAAAUGGACUCCAGCUGAGAAUAAGGCAUUUGAGAAUGCUCUUGCUUUGUUUGAUAAAGAUACACCAGAUAGAUGGCAAAGGGUAGCAGAAAUGGUUCCAGGGAAAACAGUUAUUGAUGUAAUUAGGCAAUAUAAGGAAUUAGAAGAUGAUGUGAGCAGGAUAGAAGCUGGAUUAAUUACUAUUCCUGGUUAUACUACUACUACUACUUCUUCUUCUUCUUCACCUUUUACAUUAGAAUGGGGGAAUAGUCAUAAUAGCUUUGAUGGAUACAAGCAGUCUUAUGUUGUUGGAGGCAAAAGAUCUUUGUCCAAUAGACCUCCAGAACAAGAGAGGAAGAAGGGUAUUCCAUGGACAGAGGAAGAACAUAAGUUGUUUCUAAUGGGGCUUAAAAAGUAUGGAAAAGGUGAUUGGAGGAAUAUCUCGCGAAAUUUCGUUAUUACUAGAACCCCAACUCAAGUGGCAAGUCAUGCUCAGAAAUACUUUAUCAGACAACUUUCUGGUGGCAAAGAUAAAAGACGCGCCAGCAUUCAUGACAUUACAACAAUAAAUCUCAAUGAUAAUCAAACGCCUUCACCGGAUCACCAAAAACCAACUUCAAUCGAUCAAUCCACUGUGAUUUCCCAGCAACCAAAAUCGGCUGACAAUGCCAUGCACAAAAUGCCAUUUCAGUGGAGUCAGGUGAAUAAUGGCUUUAAUUAUGCAGAAGGAAGUUUGUUCGUGUCUCCUCCUUAUGGAGGUAACUCCUAUGGGGACACUAAAAUGCAAAGCCAAAGUCUGCAGCAAAGAGGUGCUAUGCGUGAGCCUUACUUUGGAUCUCAAAGUAUGAAUUUUCAGCUUCAAUCGGCACAGCCUUACUAUCAUGCAUGACAUAGGCGUAUCCAAUAUAUUAGAACUUUGAUCAGUGCGUCAAAAUAUGCUUAUUUUCAAUUCAGUAUCUAGCUUCUGUUACUGCUUCCGUCGGUCUACAUCUCUCUUGUAUUGUGAAUAUAUGUUGCUUGGCACUUUGAGUUAGCCAUGAGUUAGUGUGUCCUUUUAGGAAGUCCAAGAUCCUUACUCUCUGUAGUCUGUACUUAAAACCAUAGUACAGGUGGAGUUCACAGUGGCAAAAUGAGCAUAGAGGAAUGGACACAAAACCUGUAAAAUCCUUUUGAGGGCAUAAUAGAAUUACAAGAGAUGCAAGGAAAAUGGCCUGAUUUUAUGUACAUUUCAGGAAGAUCAUGGAGUAUUACUAGCUAUUGUACUCUAAAUGAAAAUCACAGACAAAUAAAGGUCUGUUAGAAAUUUUAUGGCAUUUGAGAUUUGACUGUUGAUUGUAGUAACACCGGAUAUUCCUAGUGCACAUUUAAGCUUUUGUUUUGAAUGUAAA